Molecule: messenger RNA, 3141 nt
Organism: Polyodon spathula (Mississippi paddlefish)
Lineage: Eukaryota; Metazoa; Chordata; Actinopteri; Acipenseriformes; Polyodontidae
Product: mucin-6-like
Exons: 22
Coding region: 1-3141 (1046 amino acids)
Cellular component (GO): extracellular matrix
Molecular function (GO): protein binding
Source: RefSeq, a predicted model, not a curated record
AUGUUCGAGUUCCCCGGCACCUGCAACUACAUUUUCGCAAAAGAAUGCAGGAACACUUUCCCUCUCUUCAACGUCCAGCUAAAGAGAGCGUCUUCGGGCAACAUCGAGCGAAUCCUUGUUGAUCUUCCCUCCGUCAACAUCCAGGUGCUCAACGGAGUGAUCUCGGUCGGCUCUUUACAAGAUGUUCAGCUGCCUUACAGUUCAGCUGGGUUCCAGAUUAAACCAUACGGCAGCCUUAUCCAGCUGUACAUAAAACGCGACAAACUGGAACUGACUGUGUUGUGGAAUAAUAAGGACUACUUGAUGUUCACAUUGUGCACAGAGCUGUUGAACAUGGUAGCGCCGGACUGUGAAAUUCACAAAGAUCGUUACAUCUAUCGCUGCCAGUAUGACCUGUGUAACAGCACUCCCAAGGGCAGCAAGGAGAGUAGCUGUGGCACCCUGUCCGAGUACUCCAGGAGGUGUUCCUGGGAACUACAGCCUGUCACCAACUGGAGACGCCAGGACCUGUGCUCUCCUGAAAUAUGUCCAUCAAACCAGGAGUUCAAAGAAUGUGGAAAUCCUUGCAUUCCCAGCUGUACUAACCCGCAAUUCAGCUGCUUGACUUCCUGUAUCUACGGCUGCUUCUGUCCAGCCGGAACAAUCCUUGAUGACAUCUCUAAGAACAGUACCUGUGUGCAUCUCAUGGAGUGUCCCUGUGUCCUCAAUGGGGUUCUGUAUCGGCCACAGGAUACAGUGAAUUACUCCUGCAGGACCUGUGUGUGCACCGGGGGCAAGUGGGAUUGUGAGGAGUACCCCUGUUCGCAGCACUGUGCCGUGGAAGGAGGGUCCUUUGUCACCACCUUCGAUUCUCUGACGUAUCGUUUCCAUGGAGUGUGCUCGUACGUGUUGGUCAUGAGCCCCAUGAUGCCAGAUAAAGGCCGUGUUUUGGGAGUCUUUGAUAAGUGCGGAAUCUCGUCCUCUGAAACCUGUUUAACAGCCAUCAAAUAUGUGUCUUCCAAUAUUGUGAUCACGGUUGACAAAGAAGACGUCAAGAUCUUCAACAAAGGAAUCCAAACACUACCCUUUAAAACAGAUCACUUCAUUAUAUUCAGACAGUCCUCAACUUAUGUGCAAAUGAACUCUGACUUCGGACUGAUGCUGCAGAUCCAGACUCAGCCCAUCCUUGUUGUCUAUAUGCAUGCCACUAUUGACCUGUUUGACACCACUAAGGGAUUGUGUGGGAAUUACAACGAAGACUCCACAGACGACUUCAUGAACAGCAUGGGGGUCCAGGAGGGAACGGUCACUCGUUUCAUCGAUUCCUGGCAAACAGAACAUUGCACAAAAGCCAAAGCAAGGGAUCCUGAUCCCUGCAGCUCCAGCAUGCUGAACGCUCUCUUUGCUCAAACACACUGCAGUCUACUUUUAAACAACACUAGCGUCUUUGGGAAAUGUCAUUCUCUUGUGGACCCCAGUGAAUACUUUAAGAGGUGCAAAUAUGACAGCUGUAACUAUGAGGAGACCCAGUCCUAUCUAUGUGCCUCCCUGGGGGCGUACGCCCAUGCGUGUGCAGAGCAGGGGGUGAUCCUGGAGAACUGGAGGAACGAGACAGAGGCCUGCACUAUUACCUGCCCAAAGAACCAGGUGUUCAGCUACAGCACUGAGGUGUGUGGGACCACCUGCCAUUCCAAAGUGAACCAGGACCUGGAGUGCUUCUUGAGCAUCGUGCCUGUGGAGGGCUGCAACUGCCCCACCGGGACCUACCAAGACCACCUGGGCGAGUGUGUCACCGAGGACAACUGCCCCUGCUACCUGGAUAACAACAUGACCCUCCUUCCGGACCACAGCACUACCCUGGAGGGCCUCGUUUGCACCUGCAGAAUGGGGGAGCUGGAUUGUACAGGGAUGAGGAGUGUUCAGGAUGAUAGAUGCCCUCCACCAGCCACCUACCAUACCUGUAUGGACCAGAAUGAAAUUGUGUGCGCCCCAACCUGCCAUAACUUGAGGAUCGACAAUAUAUGUCUGGCUUGUGAAACGGACUGUUUCUGCCCAGAGGGGUCCUAUAUGGAUGAACUGGGAUCCUGUGUGACGUCUGAUAACUGCUCCUGCAAGUACGGAAACACAUUCUACCAGUCGAACGAAACCAUCAUGAUGCACUGCCAAGCAUGCACGUGUGAACAAGGCACAUGGAUCUGUGUCAAAAAUGCUUUCUGUCCAGGAGCCUGCAUCCAGUACGGAGAAGGACAUCUGAUCACCUUCGACAGUCACUCCUUUUCCUUUGAUGGGCCUUGUGAAUACACGUUGGUUACGGAUUCCUGUGGCGAUAGCAUCAAUGGCUAUUUCUCCAUUGUGUCCUCAAAUGUAAUAUGCGGUAGUGGAGGGACCUGCUCCCGAGUUAUUGUGGUCACCAUUGAGACAGCUGUAUUGGAGCUGCAAGAUGGGAAAUACAAGAUCACACCGGACAAUAAAACCGAUGUGUUCAAAGUGCUGUCUAAUUCCAUGAAUCUGAUCAUCACAAUGACAAUUCCCAUCAGUAACGCCGUGGUCACUCUGAUCUGGAAUAAAAAUGUUAACUUAUUAAUCCAUCUUACAAAGGUCACAGAGAUGUCUCUGUGUGGUUUGUGUGGCAAUUUCAAUGGGAAGGCACUUGAUGACUUGACGCUCCGAGAUGGUGUUCUGUCAUCGUAUGUCAAGGAAUUCUUCAACUCAUGGAGGGUGGACCCCGCUUGCAUGGAAGUACCAGAAUACACUGACCCCUGUAUAAAGAACCCGUAUCGACUCAAAUGGGCUAAGGAAAAGUGUAGCAUUAUCCUCAGCAACGUAUUCGAUGAGUGCCACAAACUGGUCCAAUACAACAAGUUCUACGAUUCCUGUGUUCACGACACCUGUGAAUGUGAUGUGGGUGGGGAUUGCGAGUGUGUGUGCAACUCUGUUGCCAUCUAUGCCAAACUGUGUCUGGAUAAUGGGAUCUGUGUCGACUGGAGGAGGCCAGACUUCUGCCGUGAUGCCUUCAACCACAACACAGCCUACACCCUCAACAUCUACCACAACACAGCCUACACCCUCAACACAGCAUACACCCUCAACAUCUACCACAACACAGCCUACACCCUCAACAUCUACCACAACACAGCCUACAUCCUCAACAACACAGUAUGA